AUGCCCCAUCGCCCAACAAAGGAGGAACUGCUGGCUGCGGCGAAUGGUUUUUGGGAACGCUUAAGGGUGCGCUUCAAAUGGAUGUCCAUCAGAAGUAUGAGACCAUGGAACGUGGACGAAUGGGGAGCAUUCGUCUCCUGGUUCUUAUUUGGCCAUAUUGUUUGGAUCUUGGUUGGAACUACGACUUUUUUUUCCCUUCUUAUCCUUUCCAUCAAUACCGUCUUUGCGCAAGAAACCCUCGCCAAAUGGGUCGGAGACUACUUGACUCAGUCCGCAGGCGUCACCGUUGUAUUCGAAUCCGCCAUUGUUCCGAAAUGGGGGGACGGUGUGAUUGCAUUUCGCAAUGUAUUCGUGUCUCGUCGCCCAGGGCAGGUCAAGUCGUCCGUUAGCAAGGGCUCAUAUAAUGCUGCUGCGGCGGCGGCGGCUGGCCGUCAAGCACAGCUUACCGCUUUUGAUGAUACAGAGGACGAUGGCAACUACACGCAAUUUGACGUGACUAUUGCAAACGUCAAUGUGACCCUCUCCUUUCUAAACUGGUGGAAUGGAAAAGGUCUGCUGAAAGACGUCGAAGUUAAUGGCGUCCGAGGUGUGGUCGAUCGUACGAACGUGCAAUGGCCACUUGUACCUCUAGACCCUUACUCAUAUAGACAUGAGCAUCAAGCAGGUGACUUCGAGAUUGAAUCAUUCAAGCUUGAAGAUUUACUAGUCACCAUCCAUCAACCAAACGGGUUCCGGCCAUUUUCUGUGAGCAUAUACUCAUGCGAGUUGCCACAGCUACGGAAACAGUGGCUCUUUUAUGAUUUUUUGGCUGCGACACACGUUUCUGGAUCCUUUGACGGGUCUCUGUUCACAAUACACCCCCGCCAAGUGCACGGCAUUCCAUCCAAUCAUUAUCAAGGAGGGCCUUUAGACGCUGGCGAAACCAAGGCCUGGAAGAAGUCGAGUCGCCUCAGGAUCGAUGGGCUCAAAAUCGACCAUCUAAACCGUGGCGUGGAGGGUCCCUUUGGGUGGAUUUACGAAGGCGAUGUCGACAUUGUCGCCGAUGUGAUGUUUCCCGCGGACAACGAUGAGAGUCUCACUAAGGUCAUGGCUGAUUUCUACGAUCAACUAGAAGAAGUCGUUGUUGCCAACAGAAAUCGGUUCCUUCGCAAUGCAAUUGAGGACGAGGACCCCCAGCCUCUAAUGGUCCAGUCCGGUCACAUUUCAGAAGCUGCUACGGCGCCGCCGUCGCCGCCUGAAGAAGAACACAAAGCAGUGGUUUCUACUUCUGGCGACGAAGACCGACGCUUUUUUAUCAUGGAUCUCCGGAUCCAUCUAAACGACGUUAAAGCCGCGAUGCCCUUGUUCACUAAGGACAUGUCCUACGUCAACCAGGCGCUGAUUCGCCCCAUUGUCGCCUACAUCAACGCCAAAAAGACAUACAUUCCCAUCUCGUGCCGGAUCGUCAAGCGCGUCAGUGAGUUUGACGGCUCCUGGACCUUGUUUGACUGCGGUCUAAUGGACGACGCGUCGGCCGAGACGUAUGAGGCCUUUGCACAGGACAUUGAAGACCGGCAAUCGCGCGUCCGCCGCUUCAAAAAGGUUGGCUUCUGGACCCUGUCCCUUGCCGUCCAUGCUCUAUUCAUGGGCAUGGCAGGCAAUGUAGUCUAA
Molecule: messenger RNA, 1650 nt
Organism: Cordyceps fumosorosea ARSEF 2679
Lineage: Eukaryota; Fungi; Ascomycota; Sordariomycetes; Hypocreales; Cordycipitaceae
Product: Mitochondrial distribution and morphology protein family
Exons: 2
Coding region: 1-1650 (549 amino acids)
Biological process (GO): mitochondrion inheritance
Cellular component (GO): mitochondrial inner membrane
Source: RefSeq, a predicted model, not a curated record